AUGAGGGCUCAUAUUGCUCCUACUGGGAUUCAGCCAUGUGGAGAUUGUGCUACUGUAUCUGGAAACUUGGGGAUUUCUGUUGAGAGCACCACUAGUAAGGUUAUUGUACUGAGUCCAUUGGAGCAGCCUGUUCAGCCUGUUCGGGUUAGUAAAAUUUAUAGGGAAGUUCCAUUAGAGGUACAAGGGGCAGUAUUUUUGGUAGAUCUGAUGGAGCUUCCAUUUGGGGAUUUUGACUUGAUCUUGGGUAUCAAUUGGUUGGUUAAGCAACGAGUUAUUUUGGGCUACGUUACUAAAAGGGUCAUUCUGAGAACUGAGGAUGAUAAUGUGGUGGUUGUGAUCGAGAAAUUGGUUCGAAAAGGAUGUGAGGCAUAUUUGGCUUAUGUCAAUGUUUUUGUUUUUAAGGACUCUUUUGUUAGGGAUAUUAGAACAGUGAGGGAUUUUUUGAAUGCCUUUCUUGAGGAGUUACCAGGUUUACCUCCGAAUCGAGAAAUUGAGUUCGGAAUUGAGCUUCUACCGGGUACAGUUCCGGUGUUUAUCGCUACAUACCGUAUGGCACCGAAGGAGUUUACAGAGUUUAAGGCUCAACUGCAAGAACUUCUGCAUUUGUGA
This is a messenger RNA of Gossypium arboreum, 609 nucleotides long. RefSeq lists its product as uncharacterized. The record is from RefSeq and is a predicted model, not a curated record. The coding region runs from base 1 to 609 and encodes 202 amino acids. The transcript is spliced from 4 exons. Lineage: Eukaryota; Viridiplantae; Streptophyta; Magnoliopsida; Malvales; Malvaceae.